Molecule: messenger RNA, 4761 nt
Organism: Chanos chanos (milkfish)
Lineage: Eukaryota; Metazoa; Chordata; Actinopteri; Gonorynchiformes; Chanidae
Gene: hecw1b
Product: HECT, C2 and WW domain containing E3 ubiquitin protein ligase 1b
Exons: 28
Coding region: 1-4761 (1586 amino acids)
Biological process (GO): regulation of dendrite morphogenesis; ubiquitin-dependent protein catabolic process; protein ubiquitination
Cellular component (GO): cytoplasm
Molecular function (GO): protein binding; ubiquitin protein ligase activity
Source: RefSeq, a predicted model, not a curated record
AUGUUGUUACCACUGUGUACUGCUAAGAACUUGACCCAGAGCAGGUUUCUUGGGCGAGUAGGCAUGGCCUCCCCGUCUCGCGCCUCGCAGAACCGCAGGCGCUCCAGGGACCCGAUCCGGCACAGUUACAACCCGGAGCAGUUCCCUAACGUAGACUUCCGGAACGGAGUGCCUGAGGAUGUGGCAGCCCUGCCUCGUUCCACCAGCGACACGGACCUGGUGACCUCCCACUGCCGCUCCACGCUGACAGUCAGCACCUCACAGUACACCAUCGGCCAGACCCAGGACAUCACACUCAGCUGGGACAUCAAGGAAGAGGUGGAUGCUGGAGACUGGAUCGGGAUGUACCUGAUCGAUGAGGUAUUGUCAGAGAACUUUCUAGACUACAAGAACCGCGGUGUGAAUGGCUCUCACAAAGGCCAAAUAGUAUGGAAGAUAGAGGCCAGCUCUUACUUUGUUGAGCCGGAAACGAAGAUCUGUUUUAAGUACUACCACGGUGUGAGUGGGGCUCUGAGAGCCACCACGCCCAGUGUGACUGUAAAAAACCCCUCAGCACCAGUGUUCAAACCUAUUACCACAGAUGACGUCCCACAAAAUCAGGGUAGCCGAAGACUCAUCAGUUUCUCUCUAUCAGAUUUCCAGGCGACGGGGCUGAAAAAGGGCAUGUUCUUUAACCCCGACCCUUACCUGAAGAUCGCCAUUCAUCCUGGCAAGCACAGCAUCUUCCCUGCUCUGCCCCACCACGGACAGGAGAAGAGGUCGGGCAUCGUCUGCAACACCAUUAACCCCGUGUGGCAGAGAGAGCGGUUUAAUUUCGUGUCUUUGCCCACUGACGUUUUGGAGAUUGAAGUGAAGGACAAGUUUGCCAAGAGCAGGCCCAUCAUCAAACGUUUCCUUGGCAAGCUGUCAAUGCCUGUACAGAGAUUAUUAGAGAAACAUGCCAUUGGUGAUCGAGUGGUUAGCUACACUUUAGGACGCAGACUGCCAACAGAACAUGUCAGCGGUCAGCUGCAAUUUAGAUUUGAGAUCACGUCAUCCAUCCACCCAGAUGAUGAGGACAUGUCCCUCAGUACAGAGGCAGAGUGUGCCACGGUGCCAGAGGAGCCUGAGCAGGAGCGGGAAGAUGGAGAGGCUGGAGACCAUCCAGCCCAGCCCCGGGCAGAGGACGCCAUGAGUCUGGAUCAGGCUGCCCCAGAAUUGCCUCUGGAUGGUGACACAACAUCUGCAGAGGUCCCGAUGGACGUGGAGCCUGAGCCCAGUUCUUCCGCGGAGCCAGUCGCCCAAGAGACAGCGCAGAGUCAGGCGGAGCUACAGGGGGAGCGGGUCCAAGGUGCGGAGACAGCUCCAGAGGCUGCCCAGAUAGAGCCUGUAGCUGGAGAAAACACCGAAGGGGAUGUCCUUCAAGCACAACCAGGUGGAGAGGAACAGGCACCCUCUGAACAGAUGGAGCAGGGAGAGGUACCAAGAGAAGCAAAUGCGACUGCUGAAGGACAUUGUAGCAGCGCAGCGCCACCCGCAGGACUGGAGGAGGACAUGAAGAGCGGAGCAGGAGUCUCAGAAUCCCAGCCGGGCUUUGAAGACGGGGUGCAAGAGGAGUCAGAGAUACAGGGUGAUAGGGAAGUGGAUUUGGAGGAAGGCUGCUCGCUUCGCAUCAGAACAACGCCCAGGCGUAAAACCAGGCCCAGUUCCCUCCCUGUGUCCGAGCUGGAGACGGUUAUUGCCUCAGCCUGCGGAGAGCCAGAGACGCCCCGUUCACACUACAUUCGCAUCCAUCACCUCCUUCACAGUCUUCCCUCCAACCACCCGUGCCCAGGUGACCAGGCACACGCCACCGAUCCCGAGCCCCAGCAGCCGCAGGUGGAAGAGGAAGAGGAUGAGGAAGAGGAAGAGGUAGAUGGGCUUGAGCCGCAUGCCUUGACGCCCAACGGUACCCCCUGCCCCAGACGGACUCUCCCUCGCAGUCGCUCCCACGAGCGCCUCUCUGACCUCAUUCAGAUGCUGGACGGCGACGGGCAGCCCAUGGGGGCAGAGGGUCAGGUCAGGAACGAAAGAUCACCAGGAGAGAGCGAGUGUGACUUAAGUCCCGUGCCUUGCUGCAGUCACAUGGAUCAGAGGCUCGCCGGACCCGUGCGAGCCCCCUCGUUGGACAGCGCACGCCGCUCGGAGAGCACAGUGUUCUCCUCUCAGGAGGACGAAGAGGAGGUUGAGAGGAUGAAUGGUAUUCUGGGAACAGAGGCAGAGGAGAGUCACGGGGCAGAGAAGAGAGAGCCUGAAGAUGGGAUUUCUCAGUGGGAGGAGGCACCUGCUUCUCAUGUCCAGAGCCCCACAGCUAAUGGAGACUCACCCGUGCCUGGUCCAAGUAACAGAGGAGGAAGAGAGUGCCCCCUGCCUUGUAGUCAUACCACUGUCAGUCAGCUCCCCGCCCUGCGCCCAGAUGUCCACCACUACCCCACCAUCGACGAGCCCCUGCCUCCCAACUGGGAGGCCCGCAUCGACAGCCACGGCAGGGUCUUCUACGUGGACCACAUCAACCGGACCACCACCUGGCAACGGCCAACCUCCGCCGCCACCCCUGACGGCCUCCGCAGGUCCGGGUCGGUCCAACAGAUGGAGCAGCUCAACAGGAGAUACCAGACAAUCCAGAGGACCAUGGCUCCAGAUAGGAGAGAAGAGGAGGGAGGCAGCCCCAGAACCGAGAGAGGAGGCACCUGUGAGACGGACUCACCUCCACAGACAAACGACUUGAGGAGGGAUACACCCUGUUCCCCGGGUCACUGUCAGAAGAUCACGCUGUUGCUUCAGUGUCCAGCGGUCAAGUUUAUCACUCAUCCCGAAUUUUUCACUGUACUCCACGCCAACUAUGGAGCAUACCGCAUGUUCACCAACAGCUCCUGUCUGAAACACAUGAUCCUGAAGAUCCGGAGGGAUGCGCGCAACUUCGAACGUUACCAGCAUAACCGGGACCUGGUGACUUUCCUUAACAGGUUUGCAGACGCCCAGCUGGAGCUGCCCAGAGGCUGGGAGAUUAAAACUGACCCACAGGGAAAGUCAUUCUUCGUGGAUCAUAACAGUCGAGCCACCACCUUCAUUGAUCCCAGAAUUCCGCUGCAGAAUGGCCGUCUGCCCAACCACUUAACCCAUCGCCAGCACCUGCAGAGGCUGCGCAGUUACAGCGCAGGGGAGGCAUCCGAGGUUUCCCGCUCCAGAGGGGUGUCUUUGUUAACAAGGCCUGGAAACAGUCUUGUUGCUGCCAUAAGGAACCAAAGCCAGCAAGAGCCGGUCCCUCUCGCUUACAACGAUAAGAUUGUCGCAUUUCUCCGACAACCCAAUAUCUUUGAAGUGCUUCAGGAGCGACAGCCAAGUCUUGCCAGGAACCAUUCUCUCAAGGAGAAGGUACACCACAUCCGCACAGAGGGCACUCCCAGAUUGGAGAAGCUGUCUUGCGAUGCUGAUCUGGUGAUGUUAUUGAGUUUGUUUGAGGAGGAGAUUAUGUCUUAUGUUCCCCUCACUACCUUUCAUCCUGGUUUCACCUUUUCACCUCGCUGUUCUCCGGGGUCAUCUCCACAGAACUCUCCAGGGACCCAGAGAGCUAGAGCUCCAGCUCCCUACCGCAGGGACUUUGAAGCCAAACUUCGCAACUUCUACAGGAAACUGGAGGCCAAAGGUUACGGCCAAGGCCCUGGAAAGAUCAAACUGAUAGUGCGGAGAGACCACCUGUUGGAGGGUACCUUUAAUCAGGUCAUGGCGUACUCACGUAAGGAGCUCCAGAGGAACAAACUCUACAUCACAUUCAUCGGCGAGGAGGGCCUGGACUACAGCGGCCCCUCCCGCGAGUUCUUCUUCCUGCUCUCCCAGGAGCUCUUUAACCCAUAUUAUGGUCUGUUUGAGUACUCUGCCAACGACACUUACACUGUCCAGAUCAGCCCCAUGUCUGCCUUUGUGGAGAACCAUCUAGAGUGGUUCCGUUUCAGUGGUCGUAUACUGGGCCUAGCUUUAAUCCAUCAGUAUCUGCUGGACGCUUUUUUCACCCGCCCUUUCUACAAAGCUCUCCUCAGACUAGCCACUGACCUCAGUGAUCUGGAGUACCUGGAUGAGGAGUUCCAUCAGAGCCUCCAGUGGAUGAAAGACAACGACAUCACAGAUGUCCUGGACCUUACCUUCACGGUCAAUGAGGAGGUCUUUGGUCAGGUGACAGAGAGAGAGCUAAAAUCAGGUGGAGCCAAUGUCCAGGUGACGGAGAAGAACAAGAAGGAAUACAUUGAACGGAUGGUAAAGUGGAGAGUAGAGCGAGGGGUGGUUCAGCAGACGCAGGCGUUGGUCCGAGGAUUUUAUGAGGUGGUGGACUCUCGGCUGGUGUCCGUGUUUGAUGCCAGAGAGCUGGAGCUGGUCAUUGCCGGAACAGCAGAAAUCGACCUGAACGACUGGAGGAAUAACACAGAGUACAGAGGCGGUUACCAUGAUGGGCAUAUAGUCAUCCGGUGGUUCUGGGGGGCGGUCGAGCGGUUUAACAACGAACAGAGGCUGCGUCUGCUGCAGUUUGUGACGGGGACGUCGAGCGUUCCCUACGAGGGCUUCACCGCAUUGCGCGGGAGCAACGGCCUCAGGCGCUUCUGCAUCGAGAAGUGGGGCAAGAUCACCUCUCUCCCAAGAGCUCAUACCUGCUUUAACCGGCUGGAUCUUCCUCCUUAUCCAUCCUACACCAUGCUCUAUGAGAAACUGCUCAUCGCUGUGGAAGAAACCAGCACCUUUGGCCUUGAGUGA